AUGUCUGCUUACUUUACGCAACGUUUCGCGAGCUCCCAGCAAGCAAUUACCGAUGAUGCAACCGGUGCUGAACCACCACACAACGUUGCUGCGCCCAACAUCCCGUUCUUUACACCUGCGCAAGAUCCUCCCGCCGGAACAGCGCUGGAGUCUCAGCCAGACGGGAAGCCUAUCCCAAAGCUAUUUACUCCGCUCAAGAUCCGAGGCGUUACGAUGCAGAAUCGUAUCUGGGUCAGCCCAAUGUGCCAGUAUAGCGCACAUGAGGGUUUUCACACACCGUGGCACAUCGCCCACUACGGAGGGAUAGCUCAGCGAGGGCCUGGCCUUAUCAUGGUAGAAGCUACAGCAGUUCAAGCCAAUGGUCGUAUCACACCAGAGGACUCGGGUAUUUGGCUCGAUGCCCACAUUGACACUCUGAGAAAGCAUGUCGAGUUUGCUCAUGGUCAGAAUAUCCUCAUUGGAAUUCAGCUAGCCCACGCAGGCCGCAAGGCUUCCACUAUUGCUCCCUGGCUGAGCUCUACGGCCACUGCGACAAAGGAUGUGUAUGGAUGGCCCGAUGAUGUGAUCGGACCUACUACUGAGCCGUUCAGCGAACAUACUCCUACGCCUCGAGCUAUGACUUUGACCGAGAUUCACCAACUGAAGCAGGACUUUGUACUUGCUACACAGCGUGCUAUUCUUGCUGGCUUUGAUAUCAUCGAGUUGCAUUUUGCCCAUGGAUACCUUGUGUCGACUUUUCUCUCGCCUGCUGUUAAUAAACGCACAGAUCAGUACGGUGGCAGCUUCGAGAAUCGCUCUCGAUUAGCUCUUGAGAUUAUCAAGGAUGUACGGGAAAUCAUGCCUGUGGAUAUGCCUUUAUUUGUUCGUAUCAGCGCUACCGACUGGUUGGAAAAUAAUCCAGAGUAUCAGGGUGAAAGCUGGACUAUUGACGAAAGCACGAAGCUCGCAUCUAUUCUAGCUGAGUAUGGGGUAGAUGUUUUGGAUGUGUCGAGUGGCGGAAACCAUGUGAUGCAAAAGCCAAUUGGUGGCCCGGGAUACCAAGCUGUUUUUGCAAAAGCCAUCAAAAAGGCUAUAGGCGACAAACUGCUUAUUAGCUCUGUUGGUAGCAUCAAGACAGGUGAUCUCGCUGAGCAACUAAUUCUUGGAGGCCAAGAUGCAGAUGAUACUCCGCUGGAUCUUAUUGCGGCGGGCCGUAUAUUUCAGAAGAAUCCGGGACUAGUCUGGGCAUGGGCAGACGAUUUGGGAGUAUCUAUUACCGUGGCGCACCAGAUUGCCUGGGGGUUCCGUGGUAGGGCUCAGAAAACUUCUCAAAAUGUCGUUUGA
This is a messenger RNA of Fusarium venenatum, 1323 nucleotides long. RefSeq lists its product as uncharacterized. The record is from RefSeq and is a predicted model, not a curated record. Gene Ontology annotation, molecular function: NADPH dehydrogenase activity; NADP binding; FMN binding. NCBI's taxonomy places the organism in Eukaryota, Fungi, Ascomycota, Sordariomycetes, Hypocreales, Nectriaceae. Gene Ontology annotation, cellular component: intracellular anatomical structure.